UUCGUUUGGUUGCCGCAGGUACCGGCGGCAGCGGCAGCGUCAACAUUCGGCGUCAACUCCUGUUCGUUUCGUUGCCGCAGACAGCUGCGUCUGACGCCGCGUCCGAACGCCGCGUCCUGCGGCUGACGCCGAUAAAACCUGCGGUCGCGACAUAAAACCUGCGGCCAAUAAGGCUCUCUCAUUUCAGGCUCCAUUGAUCUCAGGUUUGCUCAGACCUAGUGGAAAAGACUCAGAUCUUCUCAAGCUCAUUCUCUCAAGCUCAGACCCUCUCAAACUCACUCUCUACUGCUGUUCCUCUCACUUUUUAAGAUGUCGACGUCAAAAGAUAAUUGGAAACCUGAGGAAACUAGGUAUUUUUUCCAACUCUACGCGGAAGAGAGAAGAAAAGGAAAUAAGGUUGGUCAGCAAAUGAAUAAAGUAGGAAAAAAGAACAUCAUGGAUGCGUUUGAGCUGAGGUUUAAGAAGGGAUUUUCCGAUUGGAAGAGGGACUACAAGAACAAGUACGACAGCAGCAGAAAAAAAUACAUCAGGAUUAGGAUGCUGACUCAGAACAGGACAGGACUUGGGUAUGAUAACAUGGGAAGGAUCGACAUGUCAGAUGAUUGGUGGAAAGAGCGCGAAAGGGAGUGUCCAGGAAUUAGAAAAGCCUUCUGCAAAGAAAUUGAUAACAUGGAUAUGUUUGAAGCAGAAUUUGGUGGUGUAGUAGUUACUGGAGCAGAAGGUUGGAGUGCUCAACAUGGAGAAGCAAGCUUGAAUUCGAGAGUUGGUGGAGAUAUUGCUGAGGAUGAAGCUGAUUCUCAGCCAGCAGCAGAGACAGAAACCCAGGGCCAAGCUCCUCGCCAAACUCAACCAGCAGCUCAGACUCAUUCUGGAGGUUCAAGAGCAAAACGAAGGCGUAAGGAGAAAGAUGUGGCUGUGGAGGCAUGUGAAAAAAGGACAGCUGCUCUUGAAGUGAAGAAUAUGCUAGCAAAACAAUUGAUGGAGCGUGAACAACCAUUCAGUGUUGAGACCGUAUAA
This is a messenger RNA of Brassica oleracea var. oleracea, 1017 nucleotides long. RefSeq lists its product as uncharacterized. The record is from RefSeq and is a predicted model, not a curated record. The transcript is spliced from 5 exons. Lineage: Eukaryota; Viridiplantae; Streptophyta; Magnoliopsida; Brassicales; Brassicaceae. Bases 310 to 1017 code for a protein of 235 amino acids.